AUGGCCAAAAUCAAGGCUCAGGACCUUCGCGGCAAGAAGAAGGAGGAGCUGUUAAAACAGAGCUGGAUGGACGAUCUGAAAACUCAGAAGGAGAAUCUCAGAAAAUACUAUAAGGGCAAGAAGUACAAACCUCUGGAUCUGCGGCCCAAGAAAACACGUGCCAUGCGCCAAAGGCUCAACAAGCAUGAGGAGAACCUGAACACCAAGAAGCAGCAGCGAAAAGAGUGCCUGUACCCUCUGCGGAAAUACGCAGUCAAAGCCUGA
Messenger RNA from Elephantulus edwardii (Cape elephant shrew), 264 nucleotides. Its product is annotated as 60S ribosomal protein L35-like. Lineage: Eukaryota; Metazoa; Chordata; Mammalia; Macroscelidea; Macroscelididae. Gene Ontology annotation, cellular component: ribosome; cytosolic large ribosomal subunit. Gene Ontology annotation, molecular function: structural constituent of ribosome; mRNA binding. The coding region runs from base 1 to 264 and encodes 87 amino acids. The transcript is spliced from 2 exons. The record is from RefSeq and is a predicted model, not a curated record. Gene Ontology annotation, biological process: maturation of LSU-rRNA from tricistronic rRNA transcript (SSU-rRNA, 5.8S rRNA, LSU-rRNA); translation.